AUGUGCGACGUUUGCGACUGUGAGGUUCAAAGUCUGCUAUCUACCCGCUACACAGACUUUGAUGUGGAAAGCCUUCCAUCCGACCGAAGUACUGAUUCGUACAGCUUGGACGACUUUCGCAGAGGUCCUGAGCAUUGGAAGCCGGAUGCAGUGUGGACUGCCGCUCUAGCAGCUGCGCGGUUCAUCGCAAAGUACAAGGAGCACCGAAAGGCACCCACAGCGCACCCAGAACAAACCUGGAUCGUUUUCGAUUGGGAUGACACGCUGAUGCCUACCAGUUUCCUUGAUGAUUUGGAGAGGAUGAUGCCCAAGAGAGGCCUUGGGCAAAGGCAGGGCUCAAAACAGGCCGGGCUGCCGCGAGACUGUCCCUGCUUCGCGGCCAUGGAACGACACGCCGACCGCGUCCGCUCCAUCCUGCGGACAGCCCGCUCCCUUGGCAACGUGGCCAUCGUCACGAUGGCCGAGCGGCCUUGGGUGCCCGAGUCUGCGUCCCAAUACCUUCCGGGCCUCGAUCUGGAAGUGCUGCUCUCCGAGCUGGACAUCCCAAUCCUGUAUGGCCCCGAGUUCAUGGGCUCCAUGAACUCCUGCGACACCUCUGUGCCUGAGGGCGAGGGUGACGUUUAUGUUGCAUCGAAGUGUGCUGCCAUGCUCGACUUCCUCAAGCAGGGUGCAGACAGCCCAUGCAACUUGAUUUCCAUCGGAGAUUCGACAAUCGAGAAGCAUGCGGCCAAGCAGGCUUCGCGUACCCUGGGUGCCAAGAACCCGCAGUCACUGUGCAAGACUGUGAAGCUCCUGACUGACCCCUCCUUGAAGGAGCUGUCCAGUGAACUGGAGAUUGUACAGAUGUGGCUGGAACGACUGGCUCGACACUUUCAGCCGGUGGACGUCGAUGCGGAGACAGUGGAGGAGCUGGAGUCGACUGUGCAGAGGCUACUUGUGGUCUAG
Messenger RNA from Symbiodinium natans, 945 nucleotides. The record is from the annotation of a GenBank genome assembly. Lineage: Eukaryota; Dinophyceae; Suessiales; Symbiodiniaceae.